This is a messenger RNA of Anneissia japonica, 4344 nucleotides long. RefSeq names its product patatin-like phospholipase domain-containing protein 2. The coding region runs from base 211 to 2106 and encodes 631 amino acids. NCBI's taxonomy places the organism in Eukaryota, Metazoa, Echinodermata, Crinoidea, Comatulida, Comatulidae. Gene Ontology annotation, cellular component: membrane; lipid droplet; cytoplasm. Gene Ontology annotation, biological process: triglyceride catabolic process; lipid homeostasis. The transcript has 8 exons. Gene Ontology annotation, molecular function: triacylglycerol lipase activity. The record is from RefSeq and is a predicted model, not a curated record.
AUAAAUGUAAACAAGGAGCAUAUCGGUCAACUCUGUUUGUAAUAUGUGUGUGAUGUUCAUAGUUUCAGUCUAGUGUAAUAAGCCUAGCUGCUACUGGUGCUUUAUUGUUGAACGUAUUUAUUAGUAACGUGAAUUCACAACACAUUCAACUACAAUUACGAAAAAAACCUUCUUGUGUUUGCUGAAAUAAUAAGCAGUUUGGGAUUGAAAAUGGAAGUGUCGUUUGCUGGCUGUGGCUUCCUCGGCGUGUACCACAUUGGGGUUGCCAGUGCAUUUAGACAAUAUGCUCCUCACCUCAUACAAAAAGCCUGUGGGGCCUCUGCUGGUGCCUUAGCUGCUUGUAUAUUAACGUGUGAUAUGGAACUUGGUUCUAUUACACAAGAUGUUUUAAACAUGGCAAGACGAGCUCGUUCUAGGACGCUAGGCCCCCUACACCCUAGCUUCAAUAUUCAACAAAUCCUGAAGGAUGGUCUCAUUCGCGUACUUCCGUUUGAUGCAUACAAAAAAGUCUCGGGCAAUAUAUUCAUCUCACUCACUAGACUGUCUGACCGCAAGAAUGUCAUUAUCUCAGAGUUCGACAGCAAUGAAGACUUAAUACAGGUGUUGCUAUGUAGUGCAUUUAUUCCCUUUUAUUCUGGGAUUAUACCUCCAUCGUACAAAGGGGUGAAAUAUGUCGAUGGUGGAAUAAGUGACAAUCUGCCCUCUCUUGGAGAUGACACUAUCACUGUCUCGCCAUUUUCCGGGGAAAGUGACAUAUGCCCACCCUCUGAUGACUUUAGCAGCUAUCUACAAUUAUCGCUAUCCAACACGUAUAUACAGAUCACCCCAAGUAAUUUAUAUCGCCUGUCCAGGGCGCUCUUUCCUCCCGAUCCAGAAAUUUUGAGAAAGAUGUGUGAGCAAGGAUUUGAUGACACUCUUAAAUAUCUACAGAAAAAUACUAUUAUUCCAUGCAACAAGCACAUAGAGCACUACAGAUCAGCUUCAGUUCCCUCCAUAGACAUAACCCCACAACAACAAAAAGAAAUCCGCAAGUAUUAUACCUCUUUACCGAGGCAUGCCUCAACACCUAAUAUACGCAUCGGACCGUAUCAGCAAAAUCCACCACAAAAACCACAAGAAGAAGAUAUGCAACAAGAAGAUACGCCACGAGAUAUGCAACGCCAACCGCAGCAACGAAACAGAUGCAACUCAGAAGGCACAAAUCGUGACAACAAUAAUGAUUUCACCCUACCUAGAUCGUUCUUUGGAGACGAACUAACAGAUAUCUGCGAGAAGGAAGAGCUGUGGUUGGAAUGGACAGACGAAGAUUUCUUCAGUGAGGAUGAAGUCGAUGGAGAGGAUGACAGCACAUAUCAUUGCGAAGAUUGUCGCAAACAUACACAUCAUUUAAAAGUUAUAAAGAAGCUACCUCCUCCAGUUAUUGCAGCCUUAGAAGAAGCCAGUAAUUCAGUUAACAAAGGUCUAAUGAACUAUAUUUAUAACAACAGAAUAUACCAGGCAAUAUCAUUAUUUACUCUACCAUACAUUCUACCAAUUGAAACUGCUUUAACAUACUCAGUAAGAUUUGCCAAGUGGCUACCAUACCUCCCAGCUGAUUCGCAGUGGUUUUUAUGCGGCCUAGGAAGUCUUAUUAAAUACAUCAUAGGUAACUUAAAUUCUGGAAGGCAUGAAUUUAGUGCAAGAUUUUCAUGUCAAUUAGCAGUAACCGAAGACCUCCUCAAACCAUUGGCAGGUUACCCUGUGACCUCUGUUGGUCAUGCAUCAGCAAUUACAGACUGUGACACCUGCAGUAUUGAAGCAUUGGACAUUGCAACAUCUCCGAAGAAGCGCCAUAAUUUCAAUUUCCGCUUUGCAAUGGAAAUGACAUCAGAUUUACCCGAUUCCGUCCUCGAAUCAUUUGACAUGUGUGAAGACGUUUUCACGCCAUCGCAUCCAUUACCUACCUCACACAUAAACGAACCGUGUAGCGUUGCAUGUGAUACGUUUGAUUACACAUUGAGGAUGACAGACGAGAUGGACAGUAGUGCUGCAAAUCAUUACCUUCAUGUUACGCAGACAGUAAAUCAUGAAACCAAUGAGAGCCACGUCAGCGUACAAGAGGUUUAAUGAAAUAAAUUUGAACAAUAAAGUACAAUGUGCGCAGUUAUCUGAUUGGUCAGUGAAUAUUUGAAUGCUCUAGUUGUUAUUUACUUUGAUCCAUGCAAAUCCAUUGCAACUUACUAAGUUGCAAUGGAUUUAUUAGGGAGGUUUCGCAUGCGAACACAUACGGUUAGUGUGAUGAAUAGGUCAUUAUUUAUAACAUACGCCGGGUGCUAUCCGCUAACUGUGUGGAUGACACGCAUAUCUCGCUCACUACACAUACAUGAAAAAUGUGUAUCAAAAUUAUGAAUUUCUAGUACGAUCUUCGUUUUUUUUUUGUUUUUUUUUUCACAUUUUACAGUAAGUUUAAAAAAAUUAAUUUAUCUUUAAUAUAUACGUGCCAUUUUGUGACUUUUAAAGACAGCAAGUUACGAUAAGAUGCCUCUCAUUUUGGAGUAUUAAAAAAUGUUUGGUGUUUGGUGGUGUUGGGAUUUUCCUGUAGGCCUUGGCCUAGCUUACAGUAGCCAGGCAUUUUUGGGUCACAAAAUAUCCAACUCAUCUGAGCAAAAAUGGAAGAAUUAUUAUUCGGCUACCACUUCCAAUUUCCAAAACCUUACAUACCAACACUUUAGGACAUGCCAAAAUUUGAUUUUGAGAAGCAUGAUGAGAGAAGAAAACAGAAUAACUAGCCCCUAGGCUAGGCCAAGGGCCCAACGCUUAAAAUUUGCUGUCAUUGCGAAAACCACAGCAUGGCUACAAACCGUUGCGUACACAUAUUCGUUCGCUUGUGAACCUUUUUAUUAUCUAUCUUAUAUAGUGUGAACUCAAGUCCAAUAUUGUUUAAAACUUAAUAUUCAUAAAAUGAAGUGUAGAAUAUGGUACUUGCGGAGAAAUCAAUUUAUUUGGAUAUGUUAUUUUGAAUCAAAAUCUAUAGACUUGAAAUUUCGAAGUGUUCUAUACCUCACCUGAGAAGACUGAGGAAAGCAGCUGUUUAAAUAUAUUAUUAAGGUCUUAGCUGUAUUUUUUAAGUAAAUUUAAGUUUAAAGGCAAUAAUGUUUAGAGUGUUAUGAUGCUGUUCUAUUUGAUGAAUUAUUGAUUUAUUUUUGUAUUAUUUAUUUAUGAAUAUUUAAUUUAUAAUAUCUGAUAAAAGGUGAUCAUUCCAGAAUUAAUGCAGGUAUGUUAUGUUUUAUUUUGUGAUUAUUUUUUUAAAAUAUUCUUCAGUAAAUAAGAAUGAAAGAUAAUAUUAGUAUUAUAUUUUAAAGAAUAAUAAUGAAUGAUGAAUAAUACUAACAUUAUUAUCGUUAUAAUAAACACACACCAGUAAUUGGAGAAUGCCAAAUUUACUGUAAGACUUAAUUAAGUUAUUAAAGGUAAAGCAACAACUGAACCCAUUCAAGCAUGGUAUUGAUCUGAUUAUGCAAAUUAGUAUCAGGUCUUAUGCAACAUUACAUGUAUCCAUAUAAAUAAUCCAUACUUUGAAAUGGUAGCAAUUGUAUAAUAUUUUAGGGCUGUUAAUUUAAUUUUUUAACAGUUGAAAACCAAUGCAAACAAAGAUUUUUUUUUUUCAUGGCAAUAUACAGUAGUUUAUUUGGACGAAUUAUAGAUACUGUGCUGGGCUUUUGUGGGUCUAUUUUUGAUGUGAUGGUAUUUAAAGAAAAUGCAGCUAUCAGGGGCCCUGCAGACCACCUCACGCGAGCGCAUAGGCGUUACACCACUGAUGAAGCUGCUUAACAUAAUCAUUGCAAUUUCAAACAUUGUGUCAUAAGCUAACAUAUUUGAGCAAUAACAAAGUUCAUUAUUGCAUAAAUACGUUGUAUAUUAGCUAUAAAAUUAGAACAAGAAAAUAUUUUUCUGGCCAGAUGACUAAUGUAUAAGUACAUGGCCCCGGGGCAGCAAAGCGUGGGAGCUUUCAAAAUUUUUUUUUUUCCAAAUACACCUUAUUAUUUUCAAAGAAUUGUUUUGUCCUGGGGCACUGGCGUGAACUGAAUUAUUUUGGUCUGCGUCUCGUUAGCAGUUGAUAACUUAUUACAUUUCAUCAAAGAGUAUGAAUUGUAAGAGGUCCGACUGCCUAGAUUUUUUAUUCACACAAUGAAACGUAAAAAAGUACUAUCACAAGGUACUGUUCAAAACUUGUGAAGGAGUUGGACCUCAUUCAGUUCUAUACUUUGAUUUCAUGCUUUUAAAUAAGCAAUUUAGUGUUUGAAAUGAAUACUUAUUAUGGUAUUUAAUACUGUAAAUUUACAAAGAAAGGAACAUGAUAUAUAU